CCGACGAAGAAGAAGCUCACUAUCUGACAGAAAAUGGCUGACUUGCAGUGUGGUGAUAGUUUCCUUCUGCUCGAAGCACAGUUUUAAGGCGCCCCACGUUAGACCAUGCGCUGUUGCAUUUAACUGAAUAUUAAAAAAAAAAAACACAAAAAUGUUUAAAAAGGCAAAGCGAGCUAACUUUCGACGCCGGAAUGAGUCCGACGAGGAGGAGCAGGAGGAGGGUCGGCAGCCCGCAGUGGCGCCGACGUCGUUUGGGCCUGUGGUGGAGGAAAUCCCGUUCAUGGAGACUUCAUCUCACAGCGUUGCCGUAGCAGCCAGCGGCGCGGAUAACUACCAUAGCAACGGGUUCCAGGCCAGCGUGUACAAUGUGAGAGCUGUCAAGAAAGAGAAGAAAGGCAAAGACGCGGCUGUCGUUGCGGCUACGGUGGCCGGACCAACCAAAGCCAGUCUGCUGAGUUUCGACGAUGAUGAAGAUGAAUCCGAGGUGUUCCGGGUGAAAAAAUCAAACUACAGCAAGAAGAUUGUCAAACAGCUGAAGAAAGAAUACAAGGAGGACUUGGAGAAGUCUGGAAGCAAACAUGAAUUCAAAUCUGGUGAUGCACCAGCUCAGCCUUUGGUUUCCAUCAAGGAGGAAGUUACCAGCAGAGCGGGUAGUGAACAGGGGGAGGAAGAAAUGGAGGUGGACAGUGUGGAUGAGCAGGAGGAAGAGGCGAAGAGUCAAGGUGGCCCGGCGCAAGGUCAGGUCUCCAAGAGCAUCCACCCGGGAGCAUCGUUCAACACGCUUUCCUCCCUCGGCAGCCUCAGACCAGGGGAGAUCCCCGAUGCGGCAUUCAUCCAUGCUGCCAGAAAGCGCAGGCAACUAGCUAGAGAGCUGGGGGGUGAAGCCCCGCUCGUAGAGACGGAGACUCCCAAGAAACGCAUGGUACGGGAAGAAGACCAAGAUGCCAGUGACGAUGAAGACGAGGAAGAGAAGAGGAUCCGCUUCAGCGGAGUCAAGAACAAAACCCAGAGACAAAAGAUCGCUGAGGAAAUAGGUAUUGAGGGUAGUGAUGACGAGGCACUGGAUACAGGUCAAGAUGAGGAGGUGAGCCGUUGGGAGCAGGAGCAGAUUAGGAAAGGAAUCAGCAUACCCCAGGUCCAAAGCAGCCAGCUAGAGGACAACACAGUCUACUACCAGAACAGCUACGAGAGCCAACCCUAUGGCUCUGGUUACAGCAUGCAAUUCACCUACAGCACUGUGGCCCCGCAGACUGCCAAGCCAACCGGCCGAGCAGACAAUGGCUCUGUUCACUAUGUGACGCCUAUUAGCGAUCUCACGCCGGUAUCCAUUGAUCUGGUAAAGAAACGCCUGCAGGAUAGGCUCAACCAAAUGCGCGCAGGCCACGACGCAAACGCCAGGCGCUACAAACAGAUCGAAGAAGACCUAGCUGCCUCCGAGAGCGCCAUCCAGCAGCUGGAGGGCUCGUCCAAUGACAAUGCAGAUCAAUAUAAAUUCUUGCAAGAGAUGCGAGGGUAUGUUGGAGACUUGCUUGAGUGUUUCAGUGAAAAGGUGCCUGCUGUCCUGGAGCUGGAGGCUGCCAUGCACCAGUUACUAAGGCAACGGGCCUCACGACUUGUCCAGAGAAGACAGGAUGAUAUUAAAGAUGAAUCGUCGGAGUUUGCAAGCCUUUCAAGUAAAGCUGUCAUGGCUCCCAAUCUGGACUCAUUCGGCCGUGACCGCGCAGCAUACCAAGAGAACAGUCGUCAGAGGAGGAUAGCAGAAAGAGAAGCACGACGAACUCGCCGGCGACAAGCUAGAGAGCAGAAUGGAAAGAGGGCCGAGCAUAAAGAAGGCUUAUCGUCUGAUGAUGAGGAGACCUCAACUGACAUCACCAGCUUCAACAUGGAGAGAGAUCGUAUCAUCAGGGAAUGUAAGAAAGUGUUUGAGGACGUGGUGGAGGACUUUCACUCUCUGGACUGCAUCAAAUCCCAUUUCGAGGUGUGGAGGAGAGAAUACGCCGACUGCUACAGAGACGCUUACAUAGGCCUCUGUCUGCCCAAGCUCUUUAACCCUUUAGUCCGUCUGCAGCUGAUUACAUGGAACCCUCUUGAGGCUCAGUGUGCAAAUUUCGAGUACAUGCUCUGGUUUGAGUCGCUGUUGUUCUACGGCUUCGAGGAGCACAGCGUGUUGCAGAGAGGAGAUGGGGAUAUCAGCUUGCUGCCUGCUAUUGUGGAGAAGGUCAUCCUCUCCAAACUGACAGUGUUGGCAGAGCAAGUGUGGGACCCGCUGUCAAACAGUCAGACAGCCGGGCUGGUGGGCUUCAUUCACAGACUAAUGAAAGGUUACCCCACUGUGCUGCACGGGGACAACAGAUACACACAGGAGCUUUUGAAAACGAUUGUCUUCAGGACCAGGCGGACUCUGGAUGAAGAUGUUUUUCUUCCACUUUACCCCAAAAACGUGUUGGAGAACAAGAACAGCGGCCCCUACUUAUUCUACCAGCGGCAGUUCUGGUCCUGUGUUAAGCUGCUGGACAACAUCCUGCAGUGGGAAGGAAUCUUAUCCAGUUCCUGUCUGAAGGAUCUGGCACUGGACAGCACUCUGAAUAGAUACAUCCUCUCUGCACUGCAGACCACAGACACUGGAGCGGACAAUGUCCCAAAGUGUCAGAAGGUGGUGGAGUGUCUGCCGGUGCAGUGGUUCUCUGGACUGAAGGGCCAGCACACGUUGCCUCAGUUGGAGCCGUUCUGUCGCUACCUCACCCACCUGGCCAACUCACUGUACCGCAGCAGCUUGAGCGGGUCCGAUGUAGAUCGACGCACUGCCAAGGACCAAGUCAAAGAGGUCGUGAAGAUGUUGGGCCACAUGAAUGCCCUGAACCACAUCAUCGCAGUGGCAGCAGAGCACGGCAUUAAAGACAUCAAGCCUCUUUUGGAAGCCAAGUCGUAGAGGAGGACAUGGCAGCAGCGACUUCUCAUGCAUCUUUUGUCGUGUUCAGCACAUUGAGGCCAUGAGAUCACUGAAGUUGGAUUCCUGGAGAGAAAAAAAAAAACUGUGCGUUAAUGGAUUUGAAACUAAACUUGACAGUUGCUACCUUGAGAAGAGAAGGUAAAAAAAAAAAACCUCGGUGUAAAUAUUGUGAAUAAUGUAUAGAAAGGCGUGCUCAUUAGCUCAACACAAGACUGAUGCUGAAAUGAGGCCUUGUAUCGUCGGCUCAAAAAACACCAUUCAGUUGUACCUCAUGCUGGCAAUAUUUUAAAUGCAUAAUUUAUUCAGAGUAAACAAUUGUUGAUUUGGAUAACUGACAUGUUUGGGAAAUUUCUGUUCUCUAAAAUGACACCAUAGUUAUCCUGACUAUCUGUAAGUAAAAAAACAAAAACCUGCUUGUCCAACUUUUAUUUCUCUCACAUACUCUACUUUUAUUUGCCAAAAGAACUUUCUAGUUGGCCAUAAAGUAGAAAUGCACCCUGUCAAAGACUGAAAACCACCUGGUCCACCAGCACUCUGUUAGACAGUCUAUGGUUCUUGUUCUUUGACCACCACUACGGACCUCCCUGAUGAUCCUACCACAGCUGAGAGCUUUGUAUUCAAUUUUGUAAAACAAUUUUGUGCUAGUAUUUUAUUUGCCUGUGAAUAAAAUAUUAAUUUGAA
Molecule: messenger RNA, 3631 nt
Organism: Anoplopoma fimbria (sablefish)
Lineage: Eukaryota; Metazoa; Chordata; Actinopteri; Perciformes; Anoplopomatidae
Gene: paxbp1
Product: PAX3 and PAX7 binding protein 1
Exons: 18
Coding region: 152-2929 (925 amino acids)
Biological process (GO): mRNA splicing, via spliceosome; positive regulation of transcription by RNA polymerase II
Cellular component (GO): nucleus
Molecular function (GO): DNA binding
Source: RefSeq, a predicted model, not a curated record